Molecule: messenger RNA, 699 nt
Organism: Anopheles merus
Lineage: Eukaryota; Metazoa; Arthropoda; Insecta; Diptera; Culicidae
Exons: 4
Coding region: 91-699 (202 amino acids)
Source: RefSeq, a predicted model, not a curated record
AACUCAUAUUUGUAUCGUACCCGUAACCGUAUAGUGGAGCAAGACCAGCUAGAAGAAAAUAAUACAAGUGAAAGAGAUGAUAAUGCACAUAUGCCAGAUGUUGGUGCUACAUUCUCACACGACAGUUUUCUUUUGGAACAUGAUUAUGUUGAAGAUGAUCAUGAAUCUACUGAAUACGCUGAGGAAGAAGAGGCUGUAAUCGAUUAUCUCGAAAGCUCUGACGAGGAACAAGAAACAUCAAACGAACCAUUCUCCGUAAAAGAAGCUUUGCAAACGUGGGCGGUGUCUACAAAUCAAACAUAUGAUUCCAUCGAACAAGUCAUGGGUAUAAUUGGUAAAGUAAGUUCUUGCAAAUUGCCAAAAGAUGCUAGAACUUUGCUAAAAAUCAACCGCAAUCGCUCUUCGGAAAUUAUUACCGUGCAAGGUGGACAGUAUUGGUAUCGUGGGAUUCAAAAUUGCUUCAACAAAGAGUUAAGCGAUGUAAACUUUGAAGCUGAUAAAACAAUUUUACUGAACGUGUCAAUAAACGGAUUGCCCAUUGCCAAAAGCAACAAUCUACAAUUUUGGCCUAUUCUAUUUAACAUUCAUGGUGUUGCGUUCUGGAACAUGGCUCCGGUAGAGCGUUCAUCGGAGCCCCGAUUAGAAAUUGCCCCGGCGUCAAUACAUCAAGUUCUUCCGGAUCCUCCGACAACGGUGUAA